AUGAGGUUCCUGCAGAGGGUGAGAUGUUGGGAGUACAGGCAGCAGCCUUCGAUUGUCCGUCUCGUCAGGCCUACUCGUCCCGAUAAGGCUCGUCGUUUGGGCUACAAGGCCAAGCAGGGCUUUGUGGUGUACCGUGUCCGUGUGAACGUGGUGGACGCAAGAGGCCAGUGUCAAAGGGUAUUGUGUAUGGAAAGCCCACAAACCAGGGAGUCACCCAACUCAAGUUCCAGAGGAGCAAGCGCUCUGUCGCUGAGGAGCGUGCCGGAAGGAAAUUGGGCGGUCUCAGAGUUGUCAACUCCUACUGGCUCAACGAGGAUUCGACCUACAAGUACUACGAGAUCAUCUUGGUGGACCCAGCACACAAUGCUGUGCGUAAUGACCCGAGAAUCAACUGGAUCUGCAACCAGUGCACAAGCACAGAGAGCUCAGAGGACUCACCUCGGAGGGAAAGAAGAAUCGUGGACUUCGUGGAAAGGGUCACCGCAACCACAAGAACAGACCUUCCCGCAGGGCUACCUGGAAGAGCAACAACACUCUGUCUCUUCGUCGUUACCGUUGAUUGCACCACUCCUGCUAUUAUCAUUAUCAUCAUCUUCUUCUAGAAAAAGGCUUGUUCAGAGUGCUUCAUUGAUGGAAAUUGUGAUCUUAAUCUGCGUUAUAGCAACAUUGUGCAACUCUAGGAAGAUCAGCCGUGCCAAGGUCAAUUGA
This is a messenger RNA of Microthlaspi erraticum, 708 nucleotides long. The record is from the annotation of a GenBank genome assembly. NCBI's taxonomy places the organism in Eukaryota, Viridiplantae, Streptophyta, Magnoliopsida, Brassicales, Brassicaceae.